GUUUGCUUAAGUGUGUGUUUGGAGGUCGGCUGCCUCUUCCUCCACUGAGCCCCUCACACCACAGACCUCAGUGAACCAGCAGAAGAUCAGCAGCAUCUCUUUGCACGGCUUCACAGACUAUUCACAGGAGGGAGACAUGAAGCUGCUGGUGUUGCUCGGUAUUGUCUUCUGCCUCUUUGCCUGUCAUCUCAGUGAGGCCAGGAUCAUCCCAGAAGGAGUGCCUUAUGAUGAACCACCAGCUGUUCCCUACUGGCCGUACACCACCUCUGACUUCUGGAACUACAUUGAGUACUUCAGAUCCAUCGGAGCCUACAACUACAUCAAUGAGAUGGCCCGGGCCUUCUUCGCCCACCAGCCCAUAGGAGACACUCUAGGAUAUGAGACCAAUGCAGGACAUGAACACUAAGAGAGGUGCUAGACCCAAAAGAGAGAAAAAGUGAAAAGAGCAUGACAUGAAAAAAAAAUGUUAUCAUGAGGGUUUAUUAAAGGGAAAUAAGGAAAUUAUUAUAAAUAUGAAACAACAGGGGGAUGUGAAAAGGAACACAGAUUUUUUUAGUAGCUUAGUCACAUAUAUACAAUAGAAUUAGAAAUAAAUAGCCCUCUUAUUGUCAUAUAAAGUGCCACAAAUAAAUAAACAAACCAUUCUUCAAAUA
Pelmatolapia mariae (spotted tilapia) is the source of this 653-nucleotide messenger RNA. RefSeq names its product otospiralin (gene otos). Bases 137 to 406 code for a protein of 89 amino acids. The record is from RefSeq and is a predicted model, not a curated record. Lineage: Eukaryota; Metazoa; Chordata; Actinopteri; Cichliformes; Cichlidae. Gene Ontology annotation, biological process: sensory perception of sound. The transcript has 4 exons.